Micropterus dolomieu (smallmouth bass) is the source of this 1910-nucleotide messenger RNA. It is a transcript of the gene mmp21, whose product is annotated as matrix metallopeptidase 21. The transcript has 9 exons. Gene Ontology annotation, cellular component: extracellular matrix. Bases 12 to 1910 code for a protein of 632 amino acids. Gene Ontology annotation, biological process: extracellular matrix organization; collagen catabolic process; proteolysis. Gene Ontology annotation, molecular function: metalloendopeptidase activity; zinc ion binding. The record is from RefSeq and is a predicted model, not a curated record. Lineage: Eukaryota; Metazoa; Chordata; Actinopteri; Centrarchiformes; Centrarchidae.
UCAACGCCACGAUGCUGACUUCUAUCCAGCUGAUAUAUCUGCUUUUUUGGACGAGCAUUAGCUCAGCUGAUGCUGAGAAACUUUUCCAUAAUCGGGAUCAUUCUGAUGUGCAGACCCCUACUUCUCACCAAGCUGGUGUUAUAACAGACAAGUACACAGCAGAGUUAUUUCUCUCUAGAUAUGGAUUCAUUAAGCCAGUGAACUGGGAGGAGAUCCAGUUUGAAGAUUCAGACACCUCUUUUAAUGAUGACUUCAUGGAUGACCUUCAAGACACGAUCCAGGAGGGAACUUCAGUGCAUCAUUCAAGGGAUGCUCCUUGGGAUGGUGAUCAAGAUGAUCACAACAGUCUUAUUGGGAGACGAGCAUUUGUUUCAGCACUUGAAGAGUUUCAAAGGGUAUCGGGCUUGCCUGUCACAGGUGUUUUUGAUGAGGCCACCAAGAUAGCAAUGAACAAACCGCGAUGUGGAGUCCCUGACAAGGAGAUUGACCUGAACACCCCUACUGGCAGCAUUUCCUUAUUUGAUCAUAUAAUAAAUAACACUUCUUUAAACAGCUCACAUGAUGUCCACAUGGACAGUCAAAUGGUAAAUAUCAACUUAAACAUACAUCAGAGUGAAGCAGUGCGGCGCAGGAAACGUCACCUUGCCACUCUUGUAUCCAAAAACAGGCACAGGAGAGAUUUGAGUGAAACUGGUUACAUGGCCUUUUCUAAGAGGGUGCUGAAAUGGAGGCUCAUAGGAGAAGGCUACAGCAGUCAGUUGGCUAUUGAAGACCAGAGGUACAUCUUCAGAAUGGCAUUCAGGAUGUGGAGUGAGGUGUGUCCGCUGGAGUUUGUGGAGGAUACGCAUUCCCCACUGGAGGAUGUGGAUAUCAAGCUGGGAUUUGGCACAGGAAGGCAUCUGGGUUGCAAUCAGAGGUUUGAUGGCACUGGUCAAGAAUUUGCCCACGCCUGGUUCCUGGGUGACAUACACUUUGAUGACGACGAACAUUUCACUGGUCCCAAUGCUGGCAGUGGGAUCAGCCUCCUAAAAGUGGCAGUUCAUGAGAUCGGCCAUGUUUUGGGACUCCCCCACAUCUACAGAUCUGGCUCCAUAAUGCAGCCCAGCUAUUUGCCCACAGAGUCAGGCUUUGAGAUGGACUGGAUGGACAGGAAAGCCAUUCAGCACCUCUAUGGGGGCUGUAAAGGUCCAUUUAACACAGUGUUUGAUUGGAUCAGAAAGGAGAAGACACCCUAUGGGGAAGUGGUCAUCCGCUUUAACACCUAUUUCAUGAGAGACGGCUGGUACUGGCUAUAUGAAAACAGAAACAACCGCACACGCUAUGGAGAUCCAGUUGCACUGCAGACUGGCUGGCGUGGAAUUCCCAUGGAGGGAGUGGAUGCGUAUGUGCAUGUUUGGUCCAGAAAAAGAGAUGCUGUUUACUUCUUUAAAGGUACUCAGUUUUGGAGGUAUGACAAUGAGAAUGACCACGUGUUCAGACAGGACCCUGAAGGUCACGGCUAUCCGAGGUUAAUCUCUGAGGGUUUCCCAGGGGUGUUCAGUCCCAUUGACACAGCCUUUUAUGACAGGAGGGACUCCCACAUCUACUUCUUCAAAAGCAGUCUUGUGUAUGCGUUCAACGUGGAAGCCAACAGCUUGGCGAGAGGCUUCCCCAAAAACAUCAGAGAUGUUUUCCCUCCAGUGGAGAGUGGAGACCAUCCAGAUGGCAACAUCGAUGCUGCCUACUUCUCCUACACCCAUAAUGCAAUUUUUCUACUCAAGGGCACGCACUUCUGGCAGGUGGUGGGCAGCCGCAAGCGCCAGCGCCGGCCCUUUCUGCCACGAAAUGGCCUGCUGCCACACAAGGAGGUGGAUAAGCAAUGGUUCGACAUCUGCAACGUUCAUCCCACUGCACUCAAACUAACCCGCUGA